Molecule: messenger RNA, 808 nt
Organism: Ilyonectria robusta
Lineage: Eukaryota; Fungi; Ascomycota; Sordariomycetes; Hypocreales; Nectriaceae
Exons: 1
Coding region: 145-657 (170 amino acids)
Source: RefSeq, a predicted model, not a curated record
UUGCGGCUUUGGCUGGCCGUCAGGGUGUCUCGUGAAGCUCAUCAGAAGAGACAACAACGCCUUGAGGAUUCCAGAUCUGCUUCAUACUCCGUGCUGAAAGACGGGACUACGACUCAAGGUCGAGGGAUCAAAAACCUCCGCAAGAUGGACAUGAUCUUGACGGACAGUAACGUCAUUUCACCACCAGACAGUAUGAAUGUACCUGAGCAUGAGCUUAGGUCACCUCAGUGGACACGAAGUAGCACCCCAAACAUGAGCCACAUUCAGAUUGUCUGGGCGCAAUUUCCUCGGUUCUGCGGCACGGAACACGACAUUACCCCCCGAGUCCACCUAUGUCCUCUGCAAAACAAUGCUAGAGACCCCGGCGAUAUAAUGGGAGGGCGACACCGUUCAGUCAUUGGCUACAAUUGUUGUAGUGAGAUUGCGCCAGGGACGCAAACUGCGUUGUUCGGUGCCAGAAAGGAGAAAGUAGAAGCUACAAUGCCUUACAUAUCCUUGAACACUGGCUUGCAAUCUACCUCUCAGGAAGUUACCGGUGGUGAGGAGCGGUUACGCGCUGACGAUUGGGCAUUCAUCAUCCACUUUCGGUGCAUGGGAGAAGCGACCGGCCCUCAAAUUCGUCCCGAGCUGCACGGGAUUCCUUGGCCUUCUGACUGACGAGUCUAGGUCGGGGAUAGUUUGAUAAUUGGUGGGUUUGAGAAGAGAGGGGUAGCAUGGAGGACACCGACUUUUGUAGAAACACUAAAUGCAAGCGCACGGCGGGUUGUCAUUUUGUGUAGGGUGUUCGGAAGCCAGGGUAGAAUAGUCA